Drosophila bipectinata is the source of this 1188-nucleotide messenger RNA. Its product is annotated as odorant receptor 98a-like. The record is from RefSeq and is a predicted model, not a curated record. Gene Ontology annotation, cellular component: plasma membrane. Gene Ontology annotation, molecular function: odorant binding; olfactory receptor activity. Lineage: Eukaryota; Metazoa; Arthropoda; Insecta; Diptera; Drosophilidae. Gene Ontology annotation, biological process: detection of chemical stimulus involved in sensory perception of smell; sensory perception of smell.
AUGCUGUUCGAAUACUUGCGAGAACCUGUUCCCCCAAAUCUUCUCACAUCUCCAGAAGCCUUUCAUUACUUCGAAGUGGCUAUGCUCUGGAUAGGAUGGAUGCCGCCGAAAAAGCUACAAUUCCUAUACUGGAUUUCAUCAACCUUCAUUUAUAUGUGGAGUGCUGUUUACCUGCCAGUCGGAAUCACCAUCAGUUUUUUCAUGGAUAUCAGAAACUUGAAGGCCAGUGAGCUGAUGACCAUCCUUCAGCUCUUCUUCAACUCAGUCGGAAUGCCCUUCAAGGUUAUGUUCUUCCGAUUGUACAUUGAACGAUUCCACCAGGCCAAAGAGAUCCUGAGCCGCAUGGACAGAAGGUGCACGGAUGUGGAAGAACGCAUGGAGGUCCACCGAUGGGCAGUUCGCUGUAAUUAUGCCUAUUUGAUCUACCAAAUGAUCUACACCUGCUACACCAUUUCUACGGUUCUUUCCUCUGCCAUGGGCGGAGCAUUGCCAUGGCGCAUUUACAAUCCUUUGGUGGAUUGGCAAAAGGACACCCUAAGCUUCUGGGAAGCUGCUUUGCAUGAGGGUGUCCUCAUGCUUUUCGCUGUCACCCAGACCCUCAUGAGCGAUGUUUAUCCUUUGCUAUAUGGCCUGAUCCUUAGAGCUCACAUCAAACUACUUCGGCUGAGGGUGGAGAAACUCUGCAUGGAUCCUGCCAAAAGCAGUGAGGAUAAUUAUGGGGAUUUGGUGAUGUGUAUCAAAGAUCAUCAGUUAAUACACGAAUUCGUUGAAAUGAUUCGUCCUUCCAUUACCCGCACUAUUUUUAUCCAGUUUCUAUUAAUUGGAAUUUGUCUGGGUAUUUCCUUCAUAAACAUCCUCUUCUUUGCCGACAUCUGGACAGCUCUGGCCACUGUGGCCUAUAUAACCGGCAUUAUGGUCCAGACCUUCCCCUUCUGCUACGUUUGCGACCUAAUGAAAUCGGACUGUGAUCUUCUGGAGAUGGCCAUAUUUCACUCAAACUGGCUAAGUUCCAGCCGUGAAUACAAAAGAACGUUAAUAUACUUUUUGCACAAGUCCCAAAAACCAGUAGCCUUCACAGCCGGAUCCAUGUUUCCAAUAUCCACAAGCUCGAAUAUUCAGGUGGCUAAGCUGGCCUUUACAGUGGUUACCUUUGUAAAUCAAAUGAACUUAGCCGACAAAUUAAAAUGA